AUACAUCUCGGCUAUAUUAUACAUAAAUGGGCCACCUGAUGGUAAAUGGUCACCGCUGGCAAUAGACAUCGGCACUGUAAGAAAUAUUAACCAUCAUUUACAUCGACAAUAUGGCUCACACACUCACCCUUCAAACCGAAACAAAGUAUUGGUGUAUGGCAGUAGAAUAUCUGCACCACGAACAUGACCACGAACACGACCACCACCACGACCACCACCACCACGAGCCUGGCAUGCCCUUCGACUUCGCAUACGCUGUGAACGAAGAUGGUAACGACUACAGUCACAAUGCGAAGUCCGACGGUGACGUUACACGUGGGGAGUAUAGAAUCGCUUUGCCUGAUGGCAGGACGCAAAUCGUUAAAUAUACGGCUGAUUGGAAGAAUGGUUUCAAUGCCGAGGUAACCUAUGAAGGUGAAGCCCGGUACCCAGACCAGCCUACCAGAGGAUACCCAUCGUCAGGACCCGGACAACCCUACGUACCACCGAGCCAAGGCUACCACUAUUAGUUUACCCAAAACUGAACGAGGACAAUGCUUAGAGAAAUUUAUCGCAAACAUUUUCAUUUUUCACCGCUAGAUGGCAUUGUUACGACGCCAUGAAGAUUUAAUUUUAAGUUUAAAUAAUCGUUAUCCGUCAAAAAUAUUGAAAAGUAUAUCAACAGAUUAAAAAUACUAUUCUUUAUCUGUAAGGCCAUCUAGUAAGAACCUAAUAAUUUAAUAUUUCGUUUCACCUCUUUAAUUUCUCAUCAAACAUAAGAGCUAAAUUAUUGGUUAAAUAAACCAUAAGUAUUAUAAAAUAUAUUAGUUACCAAACAAAGUUACCACAUCACAAUUACAUUUUUUGUUUAAAAUACACUGCCUUACUCAUAGAUCCUUUAGAGGUUAGAGGAUGCUGUUAUUUUCUUUAUUUUUUAAUGUUAAGUUUUUAAAUUAAAAAAUAGUUCAUAAUUGAACAAUGAAGAUAUAAUCUGUUUCUUUUAAAUAAGCCAUUUCAUUCAAAAAAACAAAUUCAUUCAUAAAUAUUCAAUAAUACUUAAUUGUUAGUUUACUUUUAAGCAAUUGUAAAAUACUCGUAAUCACUGCCCUUAAGU
Nymphalis io (European peacock) is the source of this 1093-nucleotide messenger RNA. It is a transcript of the gene Cpr50Cb, whose product is annotated as pro-resilin-like. The transcript has 3 exons. Gene Ontology annotation, cellular component: extracellular matrix. The record is from RefSeq and is a predicted model, not a curated record. The coding region runs from base 111 to 509 and encodes 132 amino acids. NCBI's taxonomy places the organism in Eukaryota, Metazoa, Arthropoda, Insecta, Lepidoptera, Nymphalidae.